UGUUUAUUUUUCGUUACGUUCGAGUCGUACAAUUAUAAAAUAAACAUUUAGUGAAGUGCAAAAAUGGCCUCAGCUGUGAAAAUUGAUUCUGGGAAUAUUACUAAAUUUUAUGGGUCCAAUUUUCAAAUAUGGAAAUUUAGUGUGACCAUUUUGUUUAAAGCAGAGAAGCUGCUUCCAAUUGUGAAUGGGACAGUUAGAGAACCAGAAGACCACACUAGCAGUGACUGGAAAGAAUGGGAUGACAAAGUAAUUAAUAGUUUGCCUCCUAGAUUUAAUGCCUUUCGUACAGCCUGGGACUCUGUAGCUAGUGAUCAGCAAACUUUUGAAAAUUUAGCAGCAAGAUUGCUUAAAGAAGAAACUAGAAUGAAUAAUGAUGACUCUGAAAUAUCUCGUCUUGCUUUACAAGUAUAGGCUUUACAAAGUAAACUGAAAGCCACCAGUAAAAAGAAAACAAAUAUACAGGACUUAAAGAAGAAUUCCACCUGUAAUUAUUGUAAACGCAAGGGACAUUGGGUUAGAGAGUGUAGAAAGAGAAUACAUGAUUCCAAAAAUGAAGAUAAAAAACCAGUCAUCAGCAAGUACUAUAGCAUCAAGUUCAGCUUAUAUAUGUGAUAUUUCUUCCAUGUACUUAUCAACCUCCAGUGUAAGUAAAAGUGAGUGGAUAUGUGAUUCAGGAGCAAGUCUACACAUGACUGGUGAAAAAUUGUUGUUUUCAAAAUUAGAAUCUCUAUCUGAACCUAUGUUUGUUAGAAUAGCAAACAACAAGCUGAUUCCUGCAGAAGGUAAAGGUGUUAUUGAAAUACAGGCAUUUGUCCAAGGUGAGUGGUAUGAUCGUACUAUAAAUAAUGUCCUAUACAUUCCUGAACUUAGUCACAGCUUAUUUUCAGUGGGAGCUAUGACAGAUAAAAACUUUACCUAUCAUUCUCAUAAAAACAGGUGCCAAUUUCUAGAGCUAAAUGGAAACAUUUCAUGUGUUGGAGUACGUAGAAAUAAUCUGUGGGUCAUGAAAUUUAGAGUUAAGCCUAUUGUAGAAUGUAAUUUAGCUUCCAAAUCAUCAAUAAAGUUAUGGCAUGAUCGCCUAGGGCAUAUCAACUUCACUACAAUUAAGAAAACAGCUAAUUUGGUUGAUAAUAUGAGAGUUGACAACAAAGAAGAAUUUUUCUGUGAGACAUGCCAGUAUGGGAAGCAGUCAAGAAAGACCCAUAAAAGUCUUACAAGAAGCAUAUCAGACAAACCAGGUGAAAUGAUUCACACAGAUGUAUGUGGACCAGUAAAAAUUUCUUCUCCAAGUGGAUCAAAAUAUUUUGUUUUAUUUAAAGAUGAUUGUAGUAGUUACUGCAGUGUUUAUUUUCUAAAGCACAAGUCAGGUGUUCUUAACAAGUUUAAAUAUUUUAAAAUACUGAUUGAAAAUCAAACUGGCAAUAAGAUUAAGAUUUUAAGAAGCGACCAAGGUAAAGGAGAAUAUAUCAAUAAUGACUUUCAGGACUUUAUCAGGAAGAAUGGAAUAUUACAUGAAUGUUCAGCUCCUUAUACACCUCAACAAAAUGGCCGCAGUGAGAGGCAGUUACGGACAAUUGUUGAAAGUGCAAGAACUAUGCUUAUCAACAAAAAUGUGUCACAAGAAUUGUGGACCGAAGCUGUAAAUACUGCUGUAUAUGUUCUUAAUCGAACAGCUUUAAGUCAAGUACAAAACAUGACUCCAUAUGAAAAGUGGUUUGGGAGAAAACCAGAUCUAAAGCACAUCAGAGUUUUUGGCAGUACAGCUUACAUGUUGAUACCAUCACAGUUUCGUAAGAAGUUUGACUCAAAAUCAAGAAAAUUAUUGUUUGUUAGAUAUGAUGAAUAUUCAUCAAAUUAUAGACUUUGGGAUUGUGAGGAAAGAAGAAUUGAAGUGAGCUGCAAUGUAAAUUUUAAUGAAGAUGAAACAAUUAAAAAUAAGAAGGAAAUUUUUACAUUAAAAUUUGAACUCUUAGGUGAUAAUGAAGAAAGAGACAAUGAUGAUAUGUAUGAUAUUCAAGAAAGAGACAAUGAAGAGAGUUUAGACAUGUCACAAGGUAGUAGGUCUCAAGCAACAGAUCAUGAUGAUGAGCAUUUUUGAUUGUAAUCUGUUUUAUGAUGCCAAUGAUGAUAAUUUUAAUGAUAGACAGCUACGGAACAGAAAUACACUGUCUAAGCCUGACUAUUAUGGUGUAGCAAACUACUGUGACAUAGUUGAACCCAUAAGUUAUGAAAGUGUAAUAAAGUGUGAGGACUCUAGCAAGUGGCAACAAGCAAUGCAGGAGGAAAUAGAUGCCCUCAAGUUUAAUAACACAUGGAACUUGGUGAAAAAAUUGCCCAAUGGUGCAAAAGUGAUAAACAAUAAGUGGGUUUAUCGUGUUAAGACUGGCUCAGACGGUAAUCCUGUUCGUUAUAAAGCACGUCUGGUUGCACGCGGUUUUAUGCAAGAACGUGGAAUAGACUAUGAAGACACUUUCGCGCCGGUUGUGCGGUAUGACUCAGUGCGGAUUUUGUUAUCGUUAGCAGUGGAAAAGGACCUUAGACUUGCUAAUUUUGAUGUACAGACUGCAUUUCUAUAUGGUGACCUACCAGAGUGUGUGUACAUAAAGCAGCCAACUGGUUUUGAAAGUAAGAAGAUAUAACAACUUAGUGUGUAAAUUGAAUAAAAGCUUAUAUGGACUUAAGUAAUCACCACGAUGCUGGAACCAGAAGUUUGUAUCCUUUCUUAAUAAAUUUGACUUUAAACAAUUAAAAAGUGAUCAAUGUGUUUUUGUUGGUAAUUUUGCAAAUUCUGAAACUUAUUUAGCAAUUUAUGUUGAUGAUGGACUUGUCAUGUCAAAAUCAGAAAGAGCCAUUAAUGAACUUUUAGAAACUUUAAAGCAAAUAUUUAAAAUAACUGUAAAUUUAAAUAGUAAAUUACAUUUUGUUGAACUUGAGAUUGAACAAGAUCUUAGUGCAGGUACAAUUGCUAUUCAUCAACAUAAUUAUAUAGAAAAACUUCUUGUUAAAUUUAAUAUGACUAAUGCUAACCCAUUAAAGAUUCCUGCAGAGCCUAGUGUACCUUUGUCUAAAGGAAAUAUUUUAAAUUGUAAUAAAUCUUUGCCAUAUCGUGAGGCUGUUGGUUCACUAAUCUUUCUGGCAACCACCAGUCGCCCAGAUAUUACAUUUGCAGUUAAUCAGGUGAGCAGAUUCUUUAAUGCUUGGAGUGAUGAACAUUGGAAAGCAGUAAAACGAAUUUUUAGAUAUCUAAAAUAUACUGCUCAUUAUAAAAUUGUGUACAGAAAAACUACACAAAUCAAGGUAAUAGGCUACACUGAUGCAGACUAUGCUGGCUACCUGGAUACAAGAAAAUCUACUAGUGGAUAUGUAUUUAUACUAGGCAAUGGUCCUAUUACCUGGAAGAGCUAAUAACAAAACAUAGUGGCACAGUCAACUACAGAGGCCGAAUAUGUGUCCUUGGCUUUUGGUGUUAGAGAAGCUUUAUGGCUUAGAAAUUUUUUAAAAGAGAUUGGAAUUGAUGUCUCACCUGUCAACAUCUCUGUUGAUAAUCAAUCUGCCAUUAAGCUAACACAGGCACAACAAUUUCAUAGCAGAUCAAAGCAUAUUGAUAUUAAGGUUCACUUUGUUCGAGAUGAAUGUGAAAACAAGAAUCUGUGUAAGCUAUGUCAAUACAAGUAAUCAGUUAGCGGACUUGUUUACAAAAGCAUUGUCAAAGACAGUUUUUAACAAUUUAUUGAAUAAGUUAAAUUUGUCAAUUUAA
Diabrotica balteata is the source of this 3757-nucleotide messenger RNA. NCBI's taxonomy places the organism in Eukaryota, Metazoa, Arthropoda, Insecta, Coleoptera, Chrysomelidae. The record is from the annotation of a GenBank genome assembly.